AUGGAAAUAGGUUCGUGGUGGUUCGAACAUUUCCAUUCGUUUACUUCGGAUAGUUCAGUUAUGAAUGUUUAUGAGAUGGAAGCUACAACAAUUAAGGAAAAGUUCAUCGAAGAAGACGAAGGUUUGAAAUUUGUAAUUCCUGGCUGGAAUAUUCCAUGGACACAAGUGCCGUUAUAUGUUGGAAUUUUAUUGUUCGCAGCAUUAAUUCAUGAAAUGGGACAUAUGUUAGCGGCAUUAAGUAUCAAUGUUCCGGUUAUAAGUAUGGGUUUCAUCCUUCUCGCCGUAUAUUUUGGUGCAUACGUUGAAAUUGAUGCUGCUGCAGUGCGACGCUUAUCUUCUAUACAAAAACUAAGAAUUAGUUGCGCGGGUGUAUGGCAUAAUUUGGUACUUGCAUUAUUUGCAUGGAUAUUUUACGAAUCUAUUUCUUUCGUUGUUUCGCCAUUGUAUAUGUCUGAAACAGGCAUUUAUGUUAAAGAUAUUCAGAAGGAUUCUCCCCUAUCAGGACCACUUGGUUUACAGAAGGGCAAUGUCAUUCAAGAAAUAAAUGGCUGUAACGUAAACAAUAUUGACGAUUGGAAUCACUGUCUGAAGACAAUGAAGUAUAAUAACUCGGGAUUUUGCGUACCAAGUGACGUAAUUGCGAAAAAUAUUGCAGAUGAGAUGCAAUUGGUAGGGAAUGAAUUAGACUGUUGUCAGAAUUCAACAUGGAAUAAUUCAGCUUCACAUGUAUGCUUUUAUGUACGUGAUUGGAAGCAUAACUUCUCUGGAGAGCGAAGUCAUGAAUUGUUGGAGUAUUUUUCGGCGAAAAUAUGCGCAUGUUUGUCAGCGAGGUAUGUAGCAGAUUUGCCGUCUUGCAUUUCCACUGAAGAUUGCACAAACACAAACCGAACCUUAGAAACCACCCAGUCAUCUUGCGUUUUUCCUGCUUUUCUGGGUGAUAUGUCAUUUAUGAGAAUUUCUAUUGGGAAUGCAUCGCAUAUGGUUCUCUAUGUGGGCUACGUUAGGGAGUUGGAAUUCGAUGUGCAAGUGAGCAAUUACGUGCCACGGUCACCAUUGUCGUCAGCACUAAUACCUUAUUUAACUGAACUAAUGGCAAAGUAUCUCUUCACAUUCUCGUUCGCUUUUGCUGUUAUCAAUGCAACACCUUGCAUUUAUCUUGAUGGUCAAUAUAUUUGCUCGAAUUUGGUGGAUUUGAUUUUCAGUAAUGUGAGACCGAGGAGACGACGAUUAGUUAAACGAAUGGUUUUGAUAUAUGGAACGACACUCUUGGCUGAAUUCAAACGAAUACGAGAUACAGUUAAAAAUUACCCAUUUGUUGCGAUGGAUACGGAAUUCCCAGGUGUAGUUGCUACGCCCUUAGGACAAUUCAAGAGUAAAGAAGAUUUCAAUUACCAGCAGGUUUCCUGCAAUGUAAAUAUGUUAAAACUUAUCCAAGUUGGAUUCGCUUUGUUGGAUAAAGAUGGUAACGUACCACCAACGGGUGAUGUAUGGCAAUUUAACUUUCAAUUUUCCCUAAAUGAUGAUAUGUAUUCGCAAGACAGUGUCGAUUUGUUACGUAAUGCUGGUAUAGAUUUUGGUCGACAUCAGGUUGAAGGAAUACGGAUGGCGGAUUUUGGUGAACUGCUUACGACGUCAGGUUUGAUUGUUGACGAGCAUAUCACCUGGUUAACGUUUCAUAGUGGUUAUGAUUUUGGAUACCUCAUGCGUUCUAUUUUGCUUUCCGAACUACCCAAAGAAGAAUCGCAGUUCUUUCAAUAUCAUCGUAAACUUUUUCCAUGUAGUUACGAUCUAAAAAUGCUAUUAAAACACCCGGGCUUAGUGAAUGCAAAGCUGCGAGGCGGUUUGCAAGAGCUUGCUGAUCAACUGAAAGUAAUUCGGAAAGGACAGCAACAUCAAGCGGGUUCUGAUUCAUUACUCACUGCGCAAACAUUCUUCAAAAUCAAGGAACGCUUUUUUGAAGAUACAUGGGAUCAGGUUGCGCCAACAGUUGAGGGACACCUGUAUGGUCUUGGAAAUACGCUUUCAUUAGGUGCGCCAUUUGUGCAGAUGGCAGAAUCGUCAUCAACUCCUGAACCACAACAACCGUCGACACCAGAAGCAGCAUGA
Acanthocheilonema viteae is the source of this 2106-nucleotide messenger RNA. The record is from the annotation of a GenBank genome assembly. NCBI's taxonomy places the organism in Eukaryota, Metazoa, Nematoda, Chromadorea, Rhabditida, Onchocercidae.